AUGAUUCAGUUUUACAUAUAUAGCAAUAGAUGUAAAAUUUAUAUUUGGUCAAUUAUUCUAUAAUUUGUCAUUUAUUGAAAAGAAAUUUAAUAAUUCCAACACUGUUUUAUCUUGUUUGAAUAGUACGUGUCUGUGUACAUAUUGUGCACGUGUCUUACUAGGCAGCUUUAUCCUAACCUCAAAUUUAUCUCCGUCAAAGUUCUUUCAGUCUUUUGAGGUGCAUCGAUAAUACAUUUUUAAGUGAAUAUCUUUGCAUAGAAAGUAAAUAAUUUAUUAUAAUGGCAAUGCAAAUGCCUACAAAAGUGGACUCUGAUCAGAUUAAAUCUGUUCGAGAUUUUGUGGCAUCCUAUAACAAAUUAAUUGAAAUUUGUUUCGUUGACUGUAUAAACGAUUUUACGACACGAGAUGUCCAGUCAAAAGAAGAAAAGUGCGCUCUGAAUUGUAUGGAGAAAUAUCUGCAGAUGAACCAAAGAAUUUCCCAGCGAUUCGCAGAAUUUCAAAUGCUCGCUAAUGAAAAUAUAAUGGCAGCACAAAAAAAGAUAAACGAAGGUAAUGCAUUAAAUAAAUAUUAAUGGCAAUACAUGUUGUACAAAAUGUUGAAUAAAUGGCUAAUACUAACCAAAAUAAAACCAAAUUAUUAAAAUACAAAUUAUUGGACGGAUCAAAACCUUUGAGCAAGAUAUACUAUUCAGAAAAGUGAUAUGAAAAAGUGUG
This is a messenger RNA of Megachile rotundata (alfalfa leafcutting bee), 714 nucleotides long. RefSeq names its product translocase of inner membrane 9 (gene Tim9a). Lineage: Eukaryota; Metazoa; Arthropoda; Insecta; Hymenoptera; Megachilidae. The record is from RefSeq and is a predicted model, not a curated record.